Bursaphelenchus xylophilus (pine wood nematode) is the source of this 1142-nucleotide messenger RNA. The record is from the annotation of a GenBank genome assembly. NCBI's taxonomy places the organism in Eukaryota, Metazoa, Nematoda, Chromadorea, Rhabditida, Aphelenchoididae.
AUGAGAGGUCGGAUUUUUACUGGGUUCAAAAAUGGCGGACGGUUUUUGACUCUCAACAGUCCAACUCCUGCAAUUCUGGUGGUUGUAGGCCUGCUCGAUGUUGAAAUACUUCUCAUCCGCGAACAGGACCUUCUCUCAUCGCUGAGCUGCGGCGCGACGCUUGAGUUUUCGACAUUUUUUGAGCCGUACUUGCUUGUAGUGUUCCGUGAGGCGCUAGGUCUUUUGGAGCUUGUUAGGCUUGCGCUAUGGUGCAUUACUGGCCAUUCAUCGACCAGCUGUUGUGUUGAUGACGGUCUGCCGGGCAAUCUUUUUCAUGGACACCAUCAGAUUUUGCUUCACUCGCUUUUUGAUGAUCUCAAAGUUGCCAGAAGUGUUCAAGAUGCGCUUUCUUCUAUUUCCUGGACACUUAACAUCGUGGCCAAGCUCGUGGAUUCGUUUGGUGGCUUUUGGCAUAGCAGAUUUUCCUACACCGAGCAGUUUAGCAAUCUCACACUGUCCUUUUUCUUCCCGAGACAGGUUUAAAAUCGAGGUCCCUCUGUUUGACACUCAAUACAAAGAUGAUAAUCAAUCGAUAUGGGCAUGAAAAUCAAAAGACUAGGACAGAAAAACACGGAGAAUUUAAUGGUAUAAAAAAUAUUUCGCUACACCUAAACAUUUUCGCGGCAGGACCCAUGAAAAAAAGUUGCAUUUUUUAUUUAUCACCCUGUAUAAUAUAAUUUUUUCCAGGAAUUCGAAUCCAGAUGCAGCCAGACGGCUAGACUUCACCACGAGGACUCGUUGAAGCCAGAAGAAUGCUCGAUAUCGUCCAAAGUCAAUGCUGCUUUGACCUUCCAACUUUUUCCGGGGCUGAUGUCGCAUCGAAAAGGUGAGAGUUUUGCUGUGCUUUCACGUUUUAGGCCUGGAUGUCUUUGCUCCUUGAGCAAGGCAAUGGGUGUUGCUUCGCAAUGAUGCUAUCUGGAAUGCGGUUGUUUCAUCUUGCGUCACAGCAGACCUAAUAUAUCCGGUGUAAUACAAUUUUUUUAGGCGAUCACUCCCCCGACCGCGAAGUUUGGACUAUGCGAAACAUGUGGGACGUUAUAUGGACGAUAAAGAAGGUCUCGCAGAGGACAAACACUGAGGAAAACAUAAUCAAUUUAUUGUAA